AUGAUUGUUAAUACUAUACGGCUGUUUGCUACUCAUACUUCUAAUAAUCUAACCCAUUAUCAAAUUCUAGAUGUUUCUCCUAGUGCAUCUAUUCGAGAGAUUAAAUUACAAUUUAGAAAACUACUGAAACAAUAUCAUCCUGAUUUAAACCAACAUUUAUCUGACGAUGAAAGAGAAGUGAUGAAGGAGAAAUAUAUGAAAAUGAUAAAUUCUUAUGAAAUUUUAAAAGAUAUCAAGAAGAAAAAAGCAUAUGAUCAAUCCUUAAAUAUAAAUCAUAAAAGAGAAUGGAAUAAUAAAUAUUAUGGAGAGGCUAAAUAUUAUUCAAAAUCAGGUUCUGGUUCAUCACCAUCUUCUGCUCAUCAUUAUACUGCUCUGGGAUUAAAUACUAAAAGACAUAAAAUUAAAUAUCAUAAUGAUCAUAUGAAUAAAGAUUCAAAAUUUUCUGGGGAAUAUGUUAAUUAUGGUGAUAGAUUUGAUGUACCACAUUUUGAUUAUGAAAAACAUCUUCAAAGAAAUUUAAAAUUUGAACAACAUUUAAUUAAUAAAGUCCUUGAUAAAAAUACUCAAAUUAAAAUAUUAAAUCAAAUAAAUCGUAAUAAUCAUGAUAAAAUUCUGGAAGAAACUAAAACUAAACAUUUAUUACGUCAUGUUAAUAUGAUUAGACAUAAUCAAAAUUUAAUUAAUAAAAAUUCCCCAAAAUUUGGUACUCAUACUACUUAUUCUGGUGCUUCAACUUAUCAAAAUUUAUAUCAACGUCCUCCAAAACAUCCAGAUGAUGAUGGUUCAAUGUUUAGAACUUUUGCUAUUUUAGGUGGGGCAGCAAGUUCAUUAUAUUUAUUAUAUAGAACGGUAUUCUAA
Molecule: messenger RNA, 858 nt
Organism: Candida tropicalis MYA-3404
Lineage: Eukaryota; Fungi; Ascomycota; Pichiomycetes; Serinales; Debaryomycetaceae
Exons: 1
Coding region: 1-858 (285 amino acids)
Source: RefSeq, a predicted model, not a curated record